ACCUGCUUCUCUCUCCCUGCAACAAACACUCAGCAGGUGACUCGCUCCAUCACAACCCUGCGGCUCGCCUCCUUCUCCUCCACUCGGCUGAGGUUCGUCCCCGGGGACAGAGAAGAAGAAGAAGAAGAAGAAGGAGAAGAAGAAGGUGAAGAUGCCCCUCCAUUCCCAGGCCGUGAACACCCAGUCAGACGGGAAGUCGUAUGAGCAGCUGAGGCAUGAAUGCCUGCAGAAGGGCGUCCUGUUCGAGGACCAGGACUUCCCCGCCGCCGGCCCCUCCAUCUUCUACAGCCAGAGCGUUCCCGUCAAUAUCGAAUGGAAGAGGCCUAAGGAGAUCUGCGAAAACCCAAAGUUCAUCGUGGGCGACGCGAACAGGACCGACAUCUGCCAGGGACAGCUCGGCGACUGCUGGCUCCUGGCAGCCAUCGCAUCCCUCACCCUGAAGAAAGACGCCCUGGCCCGGGUCGUCCCCCACGACCAGGACUUUGACCGCAGAUACGCCGGCAUCUUUCACUUCCAGUUCUGGCAGCACAACCAGUGGCUGGACGUGGUCGUGGACGACCGACUCCCGGCGGUGAGAAAUCAACUCAUCAUGCUUCACUCCGCCUCCAACGACGAGUUCUGGAGCGCCCUGCUGGAGAAGGCCUACGCCAAGCUGCACGGCAGCUACGAGUCCCUGAAGGGCGGCAGCACCAUGGAGGCCAUGGAGGACUUCACCGGCGGCGUGGGAGAAGUGUACGAAACCAAGACACCGCCCGGCAACCUGUUCGCGAUCAUGAAGAAGGCCCUGGACAGAGGCUCCAUGAUGGGAUGCUCCAUCGAUAUCAGCAGCUCUGCAGAGUCGGAGGCCAAGACGACCACCGGCCUGGUGAAGGGACACGCCUACUCCAUCACCGGCGUGGAGGAGGUGACUGUGAGAGGACAGAAAGUGCAGCUCGUCCGGGUCAGGAACCCCUGGGGUCAGGUCGAGUGGAACGGCGCCUGGAGUGACGACUCCAGAGAGUGGAACUACGUGGACGCGGCGGAAAAAAAGCGCAUCCUGCAGAAUUCAUCGGAGGACGGUGAAUUCUGGAUGGAGUUUCAGGACUUCAAGAGGAACUACGACAAGGUGGAGAUCUGCAACAUGACCCCCGACGACCUGAGCGACAACUCAAAGCGCCACUGGGAGGUCAGCACGUUCCAGGGGAACUGGAUUCGCGGCUCCACCGCUGGAGGCUGCAGGAACUUCAUCGACACGUUCUGGACCAACCCGCAGUUCAAGCUGGAGCUGGAGGACGCCGACGACGAGGACGACGUGUGCAGCGUGGUGAUCGGUCUGAUGCAGAAGAACAGACGGAAGCUGAGGAAGGAAGGCAUGGACCUGGAGACCAUCGGCUUCGCCGUGUACGAGGCUCCAGACGACGAGGACCAGCAGGGGAAGGACUUCUUCCGCUACAACCCGUCCAAGGCUCGCAGCAAGACCUACAUCAACAUGCGGGAGGUGUCCGAGCGCUUCACGCUGCCGCCGGGGAAAUACCUGCUGGUGCCCACCACCUUCCAGCCGCACCACGAGGCCGACUUCCUCAUCAGGAUCUUCUCCGAGAAGAAGGCCGGAGCGCUGGAGAUGGGGAGCAACGUCGAUGCCGACCUGCCAGACCCGCCCAUGCCCAGCGAACCAAACGAGGAGACGGACGAGGAGCGAGGCCUGAGGAGGCUGUUUGAGCAGCUGGCCGGCGAGGACGAGGCCAUCUCUGUGAGGGAGCUUCAGCAGAUGCUCAACGGUGUUCUCAGCAGACGAAAAGAAAUCAAGUUCGAAGGCCUGAGUCUCAGCACCUGCCACAGUAUCAUCAACCUGAUGGACGUGGACAACACCGGGCAGCUGGAGUUCCAGGAGUUUAAGGUCUUCUGGGAAAAGAUGAAGAAGUGGAUUAUGCUCUUCUUGUCCUUCGACACCGACCGCUCAGGCAAGAUGUCGUCCUACGAGCUUCGCAGCGCUCUCAAAGCCGCAGGCAUGCAUCUGAACAACCAGCUCCUGCAGCUGAUCGGCUUGAGGUUCGCCGACGACAACUACGACAUCGACUUCGACGACUACCUCACCUGCAUCGUCCGCCUGGAGAACAUGUUCAGAGCUUUCCAGGCCGUGGACGAAUUCAAGAGGGGGCGUGUGAAAAUGAACAUGAUGCAGUUCCUGAUGUUGUCGAUGAACGUCUGAGGAGGAGCAGAGAGCCGACAGGAGCCACCGGAAGAACAAAACUAAACGGACGGAGUUCGAGUGCAUGUGUGUCGAAUGUUCAGGCCGUGAUGGCGUAAAUCUUUUAUAAUUCUCGACAUGUUUUUAAAAGCCAAUAAAUGCCGAUGCCCACUAUUUGGGAAGGUGCUGUGUGAGCUGAAGCUGUGGAAUCUGGGGGGUGGGGUGUUGCUGACUUGUGCUUUUGGACUAAACAUUUUUUUUAAAUCAUGAAUGGAAAUAAAUUUUGAAUAAAAAAUAUUUGCCUUCUA
This is a messenger RNA of Scophthalmus maximus (turbot), 2475 nucleotides long. It is a transcript of the gene capn9, whose product is annotated as calpain 9. Gene Ontology annotation, biological process: proteolysis. The record is from RefSeq and is a predicted model, not a curated record. Gene Ontology annotation, cellular component: cytoplasm. Gene Ontology annotation, molecular function: calcium ion binding; calcium-dependent cysteine-type endopeptidase activity. The transcript is spliced from 20 exons. Bases 152 to 2188 code for a protein of 678 amino acids. NCBI's taxonomy places the organism in Eukaryota, Metazoa, Chordata, Actinopteri, Pleuronectiformes, Scophthalmidae.